AUGUUUGCAUCAUUCUUUCAUUUCUUUUUUCUAAUUUGUUUCACGGAUAUUUCAUUCGGAAAAGUGAAAGAAUCUAUUGAUUUUACUACUAGAAAUGGUUAUAAUUUACAUGGAUGCUACAAACGAACCGGAAAAAUUUACAUGUAUAAAAGUUACGCACGACAUUACGAAAGAAACAAUUAUGAUUUCGAAGACUUACCUAUAGCUUGGGAUUGGCGUAACGUAAAUGGCGUCAAUUACGCUAGCGUUGAUCGAAAUCAACACAUUCCUCAAUAUUGUGGGUCGUGCUGGGCUUGCGGUGCAACAAGUGCACUGGCCGAUCGUUUCAAUAUUAUGCGGAAAGGAGCAUGGCCAUCUGCGUACCUUUCUGUCCAAGAGAUUAUAGACUGUGCAGGGUCAGGUAGCUGCGAGGGUGGCGAACCUGGUGGCGUUUACAAAUAUGCACAUGAAGUUGGCAUACCACACGAAACAUGCAACAACUAUCAAGCACGAGAUGGAACCUGUUCACCGUAUAAUAAGUGUGGUUCUUGUUGGCCUGGUUCAUGCUUUUCGAUCAGUAAUUAUACCAGAUAUAAAGUGGACAAUUACGGCGUUGUUUCGGGUCUCGAAAAGAUGAAGGCAGAAAUUUAUCAUCAUGGUCCAAUCGCAUGUGGUAUUGCUGCUACAAAAGCAUUCGAAACGUAUGGAGGAGGAAUUUAUAAGGAAAAAACGGAAGAAAGCAUUGACCACGUCAUAUCCGUUCAUGGUUGGGGAGUUGACCGCGAUUCUGGUGUACCAUACUGGAUCGGUAGGAACAGCUGGGGAACGCCAUGGGGUGAAAAUGGAUGGUUCCGAAUCGUAACAUCUGAAUACAAAAAUUCCGGUUCGAAGUAUAACCUGAAAAUCGAGGAAGAUUGCGUUUGGGCUGAUCCAAUUGCAUAA
Molecule: messenger RNA, 921 nt
Organism: Brugia malayi
Lineage: Eukaryota; Metazoa; Nematoda; Chromadorea; Rhabditida; Onchocercidae
Gene: Bma-cpz-1
Product: cathepsin Z-like cysteine proteinase, putative
Exons: 8
Coding region: 1-921 (306 amino acids)
Cellular component (GO): lysosome
Molecular function (GO): cysteine-type endopeptidase activity
Source: RefSeq, a predicted model, not a curated record